Molecule: messenger RNA, 921 nt
Organism: Bactrocera oleae (olive fruit fly)
Lineage: Eukaryota; Metazoa; Arthropoda; Insecta; Diptera; Tephritidae
Source: RefSeq, a predicted model, not a curated record
CUAAGUUCUCUGGUUGAACGAUGUGGGUGAUGUUUGAGAUGCAUUUAUUUGUCGUUGUCUAAUGCUCAAAGAUGUUAAAGAUGGAAUCCAUAUAUUGAAAUAUUUAAAAAUCGUAUUUAUUAUUUAACAAAAAGGCAUGUGAGGACAUUAAAUGUCAUUCCUGUAUUAAUAAACUUUUCUGAUACGAUAUUAAAUAAAACACUCAAACUUCAAAAACAAUUUCACAUCAAAUGUCUUUAUCAUUAAUCUUUAAUUUUUUCUUAGCACAAUCUUCUAAUUUGUUUAACCGUAACACACGACCCAGUAUUGAAUGCUUGAAAAAUGAUCGUUUCUACCGCGAUCCGAAUCGACCCGUACAUAAGAUUUGGACCAACAUUGAAUGUUCGAAGUAUUUCCUUUGUUUAGAUGGUGACGUUUUUGAAUUCAAAUGCUCGGAGGGCUUAUUAUUUGAUGUUGUCAGACAAAUUUGUGAUUUUAAACAGAAUGUGGAUAACUGUGAUAUCACUGCAGAGAAACAAAUCCCAAAACCACUAUUGGAAAAAGGUGGAUGCAAAGACAAAACACAUUUAGGUUGCGGCGACGGCACUUGUCUACCAAAUGAAUAUUUUUGUGAUGGAUCCGUUGAUUGCCCAGAUGAAUCCGAUGAGGGUUGGUGCGAUAUGGAUAACGAUCCCAAUGCUGCUGUUUCUUGUGACAUGCGUAAAUGCCAGUUACCCGACUGCUUCUGCUCCAAAGAUGGCACACAAAUACCAGGACGAUUAAGCCCAAGUAUGGUCCCACAAAUGAUAAUGUUAACGUUUGUUACCUUACGCUGAUACGCGUUAACUGCGUACACAUGUGUAAGUUAUGGCGAUUUCAUUCAAUAUUUAAUAUUUUGAAAACCGGAUCGCGCGAUAAAUAUUGAACGCAUUUUGUAUAUAA